Oncorhynchus gorbuscha (pink salmon) is the source of this 5439-nucleotide messenger RNA. Its product is annotated as mucin-12-like. The record is from RefSeq and is a predicted model, not a curated record. The coding region runs from base 484 to 5325 and encodes 1613 amino acids. The transcript has 5 exons. Lineage: Eukaryota; Metazoa; Chordata; Actinopteri; Salmoniformes; Salmonidae.
CAGAGAGACGGAAACUGGAAGAGGACGAACAAGACAGAGAGACCCCAGGAUGUGAGGUGGUCCCAGGAGAACAAUCAUCAUGGAAACGAAGUGGAAACUGACCAGUGGACUCAGACACCACUCAGUGCCAACAGUGGGGGGAUAGAACAGACAGAGCUAACUUUGGGGACCAGGGAGGAGAGUCACGGCCGACCUGAGGUUCUGAACAGGAACCCCAACCAGAACUGGUUCACAUCCUCCCUUUCCUUCAGACUCUCCUCUCAACACAGCAAGAAAUACGACCUGGAAAAACUAGAGUCCACAGCUCAGAGGGAACACUGUCUACACAGUUCUCAGGGACCUGUAAGGGACACACCUAUAGCUCAAGCACAGGUGAAAAGAGAAGUCUCACCAUCAUAUUAUUUUGUACCAGCCAAUUGCCCUUCAGAGGAAGAGGAAGUGACAUCGCUUCCUUUUAAAGAGGAAGAGGAUUCCAAGACAGCCAUGUUGUCCUCCACGCUGGUGUCUGUUCUUGCCCCACAGUGGAGUGGGAGAAUACGCAGGAACAAGCGGGGCAUGGACAUUGGUGUGUUUGGCACGGCAACCAGUGAGUCUGGACAGGAAACCCAAGGUAACGGUCAGGAAGUGAGCGAGGGGGGUGUGCUUUUGAAGCCGCAAGUCCCUCUCGAGACAGACUCUGUAGGACAACGACGACAACAACAGUUUCUGGAGACCCAGAACCAACGUGUUGGGGAGAGGGGGUUGACCCUUGGAUCACAAGUCCAUGAGAGGGCUUCAACACUGGGUAGCAGCAGAAGCACAGUGGGGGGCUGGUAUGAGGGAAGCACCCCCAGCCUCAAACUGGACAACCCAACAAAGGCCCCAGUUUCUAAGCCUGUCUCUCUGGAUGUGAGUUGGGGGAGGCUGGCCAACAGAGGCGGAGAGGGGGGAGCUGUUUCCCCUGUUACUCCCAGCUCUCCCCUCUCUCCCGACCUGCAUGUACACAAGGGAAUGUUACAGGCAAGUUGUCAAGGAGCCCAGACAUCAUUGCUGAGUUCCAAACCAACAACCAGUAGCCUUCUUUUCUCUCUGAGAAGGCUCAACACUAUUGCGAGCUCUAUCCACUCAGAGACAAAUAUCUCAUCUCUAACCAAUGACAUAGAUGGAGAGACUUCAAGUCCACACCUCUCUCCAUCCACAACCAAUUACAAAGCAUCAGAGGCAAUUAGGGCACACCUUUCCUUAACCUCAUCCAAUGAUGGAGCCAGAGAGAGGUCCAAGUUCCUCCCCUAUUCAGCUGAUCCCACUUACAGGACAAUAGAGAGGUCAAGGCACCUCCCCUUACCAACUUCCAAUCACAGAGAAGCAAAUACACACAGGACACAACUAUUUUCAACCUCGCCCAAUUACAAAGACACAAAGGGCACACCCUUUACCAAACUUCCCCAGACUUCCAGGGCGUAUCCCAACCCAACCUUCCCCAGUAAGCAGACUCUUCUGUUUAGUGGUCUAGAGAGACUUUCCCCUUCAGAGAGACCAGAUGGAACCACGGUUCCCAUCAGUGAUACUCAUCUACCUUCCUCUCCACCGUCCCAAUAUGACCACCUGGAUUUUCAUGGGAGCCAGUCUCUUCCCAGAGGAACCACCCUGAGAUCUACUAGCUGGCGAAAGCAUAUUACUCUGGAGGAUAGUGUGUCUAAUCCCAGUUCCCCCCUCAGUCCCACUACCACCACCACUAUCAACAACAACAACAACAACACAUUCAGCCUCUCAAGCACUUCCAGCAAUAAUAACACGGGCCCCUCUAGCACCAAUGAUAACACUGGUGUCAAUCCGCAAAUCAGCAUCAAUAACAACAAUAAUUUAGUCACCCCCAACAAUACCAACUUAAACAGCAAUACUGUCACUGGCAAACACACACCUCAGAGCACCCUUAAAAUGACUUAUGUUCAAGAUAUCCCAGACCAGGAUUCCUAUAGAAUACUCAAAACUCAGAAUUCCCUUAACUCGAAUGACCGACAAUCACAAAAGCCCUAUUGUUUGUCCAAUAUCUCCUUCAGGUCUAACACCAGUAGCCCAGCUAGCUCGAGCACUUUGAGUAGCCCAAUAAAGUCCAGCAAGCCUGAUCGCUACAGUAGGCAAUGUAGUUAUGACACCAUCUAUACUCCUCUGACCGUAUUUAGCCCCAAGACUCCAACCAGCUCUGAAACCAGUGACACUCCAUCCUCCCUCAGUAGUCAUAGAACCCUUUAUUUGUCCCAUUCCCUGAACCCCUCUUCCAGACAGCUCUCCUUACAAACCAGUAUCGCCUCCACAUCUCUCAGUAGCCACAGACCCCUCUAUAGUUCCCGCUCACUCAAUACCUCUAUGAGACGAGACCCCCAAAACAGCCCAAAAUCUCCACCCCCAGUCGUCAGAAGCCAGAUUCCCAUAGUGAGUAACACCCACACCCCCACAUCCCAACUGCAGUCCCCUAAAACUGCUUACACGCCUACCACAACUCCCCAACCACUCCUACUUAAAACCGGAUGCGUCCCCAGUAUCCCGACCCGCUACACCCGACCGCUGUCCCCAGACAGCUAUACCCCCAUAUCCCUGAGUAUCCCCACCAACCAGGCCCCCUCCACCCUGCCCCUCUCCCCACCCAGCUCGUCCCCUCUGGUGGAAAGGACGUUCAUAGGCAGCCUUGACCUCUCCCCUAAGAAACACCAGCCCCAAGUGGAAGGGAGGGUAACAGCACAUAGAGCGUGGCAGGAGUCACAACUAAGGCUGUCACAGUCUCAUUCACCUCAGAGACCUCUGUCCCCAACCAGACCCCUCCGUAGUGUAGAGGGUCCCGCCAUCUUCUCCUCCCUGAGAUCGGGCAGCCCAACCUGGGCUACGUCACCUUUGUCUCCCCCAACCCCCAGGACCACCAAACUACAAGUUUGGAGGAGAACCUCGAUGCAUAACUUAUCCAUAAUAUCUGAUACAUUGGUGAAGGAGGGAGGGCAAGCUCUCUCAGAGCAUGUUAGCGACCACACUUCAAACGUCACAUUCAAACACACAGGAACCGACUCGACCGUAAUAGGACCACAGAGGAAGACCGCUGCCCCUCUCUCCCUUCCAGAUUUUGGGAGCUUUUCCAAGCCACGAUUUAGCUCCCCGCCCUAUUCCACACUCAAGUCUUCACGCCCAACACAGGGUGAGGUCACACACACAACAUCACACCAACCCCUUCUCUCACCCCCUACCUCACCCCAACACUACCCCUUCUACGGCCAUCACAGGGCUAGGUCACAGGACAGUUCAAAGAUUGUUGCCUUGAAAAUUGAUUGUGUCAACAACAACUCCAAACAGACCAGUCAAGAAAAUGUUGAGACACUUGUGUACAGGAUUUCUAAAGUUGAUUCCUCUGCCAUAUUGGACAGUAUUAGGCCUGCACAGCCCUGUUUUCCUCGACACACACCAGACACACGAGUCGUCACAGGGAUAAAGUCCAAUGAACUCUGCCGUCUACCUUCACAACACAGCCAGGUGAUUGGAAGUCCCAGCUGUCAAUCAUACCAAAGCUCCAAUGACAGUGGAGCAUUAGACAUUGAGAAGGUUGUGUGUAAAAGCGAGAGUUUCCCUAAGAGUGCAGCGGCUCCAUUACAAACCCAGAGCCCAAAGAAAGGCUUAUUCUCACUGAGAGGUAAGAGAGACAAUGUUGUUGGUACGCCUGCUGCCAAUAUCCCUAGAAACCCAGCGAUGCCUCAGUCUGAGAAACCAAAGAAAGAGUCCGAGAAGGAGCAAAAGGAAAGUAACAAAAUAGACCUGGUGCUGAGUCGACUCCGGCAGACCUUCAGAGUCAAACGUCUCGAUGACGAGAGGACGAAGAGAACACCCCAGCCUCCUCCUGUCAAAGGAGCCAGUGACAUUAGUGAUGUCACUGAGAGUAGUGGUUUGAGCAAUCGAGAAGAGGAGGACAAAUGGAGGCAGAAUGAUGGCGUACACAAACCUUCAAACUCUUUCUGGGCUGGCAGUGAGCACACGUCAGAUAUGACGAAGGAAAAUGUUAGGCGUAAACACUCACAGUUUGAGGGUUUUAAAGACCAUAUAGAGGCUAGAAACAGAGACCAGCCUUGUGUUAUGGAUCUUCCUCAAUUUGAGGCUUACAAGGACGAAAGGAUCACUAAACCCAAACACCAACCUUCUAGUAGCGAGAUCAGCCCAACAAGGCGGCAGUUUGAAGCUUACAAAGAGAAGAGGAUCAGUAGAGCCAGAAAGCAACCUCCUCAGAGAGACUUCAGCUCCGUUAUGCGUCAACCCUGGGACCCCAGCCGCUCUGCAACCCUCCCUGCCUACAGAACCUCCUCAGGCAGCACCAGAAACACUUUCUCUGUCUUCCACUUCAGCCAGAAGGACUCUGAGAACGAUAACGUGUUCCACAUUCCCAGGAUUCCUCAGAGGAAGAAGACCACCUCUCUCUGUGAGCCAGGGGACAGGGAGUUCGGUUCCGGUGAUCAGCGUGGCAGUGAGGGACGUCUGGCAUCCUUCUCCUCCUGUGCUGAUCUCAAAUACGGUCUUGAGGCUGGGCGUUCCUUCUCUGUGACUUCUGUGCUCUCCAGCCGUCCUUCGGGUCCUGGACGCAUCUCCUCAGGCCCUAGGGUCAGCAGUGUCAGUGACCUCACUUACCCUGCUCUGACCUUUGGAGAAGAGGUCAUGACUUGGGAUGACUGUAGGGUCAAAGGUGAUUGGACAAUACCAAGGUGGGACACACACACAACCACUGGCCACAAAACCACAGGUGACAGCCAAGCUGUAAAUGACUGGUCUGUCGUUAGUGACAGGACAUCCAGAAAUGAGCGCAAAACAAUCAAAGCUAAUUUUAUAAAUCCACACAAGGCUAGAUCCAAAUCCCUACCCAGAAAUGUAUCCUGGAGUUCAGAGGUCACCGCCCCAUCUCCAACCUCUACCACCACUGGCCGCAUGUGGAACCAUGGCAGCCUGGAGACCUCUCACUCCCUGUGGGAUACAGAGGGUCCUCCAACCCCCCCUCCGUCCCCUCCCUGGUCCCCAGCCUCCAGACGCAUAUCUCGCCCUCCCAGCUCCUCCUCCUCUGCCUCGCCCUCCCCCACAGACAGCAGGGCGUCACAGGACAGCCUUUCCCCUAGGGGGCGCCUACCCUCCAGGGGCUACGUCUCCAACUUGGCAGUCUUUGAGGAGUCUGACGCAGUCUUUGAGGAGUCCGACUCCAGGGGCUACGUCUCCAACCUGGCAGUCUUCGAGGAGUCCAACUCAGGCUCUGACAUGGACUCUGACACAACCACAGAUGAUGAAUACUACCUGGCAGGUGAUGGCGGCGAGAAGGAGACUGAACUGUGAGAAGAAAUACUGUAUGGGAUGCAUCUCAAUAGUCUAAACUGGGUCUGUCUGUCUCCUUUUGGUCUCCUUAUAUAGUAAGGAUACUUAUUUACACACCUAUUUAUGCUCACUAAA